This is a messenger RNA of Nezara viridula (southern green stink bug), 3324 nucleotides long. Lineage: Eukaryota; Metazoa; Arthropoda; Insecta; Hemiptera; Pentatomidae. The record is from the annotation of a GenBank genome assembly.
CAAGAGUUGGCGAAUUCUGAUUUCAUGUUUGUUCAAGUACGGUUUUGAUAUAAAAUAAAAACGGAUGGAAGGAAAUGUAGGAAUAUCCUCUAAGACAUUUUUUGUUGUUAUCAAUUUUAGUUCUUAACAGUUAUAAUGUCACAUAGCUUAAUUGAAUCAAAGAUAAAUCAAGCUGGGCCAAGCCCUGUUAAAUAUGCCCAGUCUAACCUCCGCGAUAAUUGAGGCUAUUUGAUCUUCAAUGGUUAUGAUUUCGCAAAUAUAUUUCGUUUUCUUCUGUGCAAUUGAAAUAACGUCAAAAUACCUAUUUUAAAUCGGAUUUUUUUAGUUAUUUCGGUGAGAGUGCUGUAAGAAGGAAUCUUGUGAAGAAAUAUGUCAUGUUAGUGUUGGUGUGUUUAUCUCCUGAAUAAAUGAUGUUAGGGUCGAAAAGAUUAGUAAAUAUGCAAAGUGAAUUAUUUUCUUGAUAUUAUAAUGAGUGAGAUACAACGCUCAAAGCUGGCUGUACCAGUACCUCCAGUUCAUGCCAGGCCUAAUCCCAGAUUCUGUCAUCAGAGAAAUUUGAGCCUUGAUUUUCGGACUAUGGGCGUAUCAGUACCUGGAGUUAAUCUUGUCGGGAGCUAUCACCAGCGGAACCGAAGUCUUGACUCAGUUCUUCAAAAAAUUCCUGAAGCCGAUGCAACUCCUAGUCCAGAAAUUGAAGCUCAGCCUGUAUCUGAUGAUUCUGGGAUAAUCUGUGGAUCUGAAAGGACUGAAUCAACUUCAACUCACCAUUCUGACGAGAGCCUCAGCGUAGGAGAAGGGGAGAGGGUGCUGACGGAGAGGGAUAUUGCCGAGGAAGAGAUCGGUUCCGGAGAACCGCAGCCGCAGACAGUGAAGCCUAACUCCUCGAACGGCCUACUCUUGAGGUUGUUCGAAUCGACACAUUUCGAUACAUCAAUGGCCAUCAUGUAUCUGUUUAAUUCGAAGGAACCGGGUGUACAAAGCUAUCUAGGUAAUAAGUUAUUUAGUUUUCCGAAUGAAGAAGUCGAUUUCUAUUUACCUCAACUUGUAAAUAUGUACAUUCAAAUGCCUGACGUAGCAGAAGUUAUCCAUCCCUACCUUGUCCAUAGGUGUCGAGAAAGCGUAGAUUUUUCUCUCAAAUGUUCGUGGCUUUUGGACGCCUAUAGUUCUGAUGCAGCCCUCUCUACAAAGAAGAAGUCACAUGGCACUAAGCUUAAGAAUCUUAUUCUUUCGGGAGUAUUAAAACCUAGAGAUAGUGAGCAGGGAUGCAGAAGGAUAUCGAGGGUAAAGGAAGGAACGACUAACAGCCUGCUCCCUUCAUCGCCACCUCCCCAGGGGCAGGUCAAGAGGACGCAUCACAGGUCCCGUUCGGAUGCUUCUGCCAUCAAUUCGCAAUCCUCAGGCAACAAUCGUGUCUGUUUGGGUGAUUUGAAUUCCGGUCGUGGUUUUGACAAUGGCUGUACAUGUUUCGACAGCUGCCAAGGAAAAGUGAAUGAUUUACGAGGAAAACGCACUGUUUGCACUUGCGACGCACCUCGUUUAGAACCAGAGCUUGAGUUUAUCAAGAGCCUAAUCAAUAUCGGUAAGUCUCUAGCGACUGUUACGAGUAAGGAAGCGAGGACGACAAGACUUAUAUCCGAGUUAUCUGCUCUGAACCUCAACCUGCCGGCGAGGGUUUGGAUUCCCUUACAUUCCCACGUUCCUCAUCACAUUGUCAGGAUACCUCCCAAUGCCGCGGCAGUCCUUAACUCUAAAGAUAAGGCCCCGUAUAUAUUGUAUGUCGAAGUUGUGGAAGUUGAUGACAUCGCUUCUUGUCCGCUCGUUUCUAAAAGUAUGAACAGCCUUAGGCAAACGAAAUCUGAAGAGAAUCUUCUUGCCUCUGGAGGCAACAGCCAUCAUGAUGCCGAUGAAGAAUCUUCCUGGUCGCAAGAAGAUGAGGAUAUCUCACAUCAGUAUCUUGAGCUCAAGAAGCCGAUCGAAAGGGACACUCUUUCGCAACUUUCUCAGGAGUCGAGUGACUCUCGGGAGCCACCGCUCUUUGCUCCCGGUGACAUAAGGAGGCGGCUCAGCGAAUCUUUGCACGAUCCUAAGCCUUUUACACACGACCCUAAGGAUCCUUCUGCAGCUGCCCUUAAGGAACCGUGGGAAGAAAAACAGAGAAGGAUCCGUGACAGUUCUCCUUACGGUUACCUGUCGUCUUGGAAACUUCUGUCUGUAAUUGUGAAGUGCGGCGAUGACCUACGACAAGAACUCCUUGCGUCCCAGCUCCUUACUGCGCUGCAGGCGGUGUGGACUUCUGCAGGAGUCCCUCUCUGGCUUCAACCGUACAGGAUAUUAUGCCUGUCGGAAGAUUCGGGCCUUAUUGAACCAAUCCUCAACACCGUAUCACUUCACCAGAUAAAGAAGCACUGUCAACUGUCUUUGUGGGAUUAUUUUAUUCGUGAGUUUGGGCCCCCGAAUUCUGAGGGGUUCCUCACAGCACAGGAUAACUUUGUCAGGUCCUGCGCUGCCUACUGCUUAGUUUCUUAUCUCAUUCAGGUUAAAGACAGGCAUAAUGGCAACAUUCUUCUGAGUAGCGAUGGACACCUUAUUCAUAUAGAUUUCGGUUUCAUUCUGUCAUCGUCGCCGAGGAACCUGGGUUUUGAGACUUCUCCGUUCAAACUGACCCCCGAGUUUGUGGAGAUAAUGGGUGGCCUCUCUUCGGAUAUGUUUGAGUAUUUUAAAAUUUUGAUGCUCAAAGGACUCGUUACCAUUAAGAAAUACCAAGACAGGAUUCUCAGCCUUGUUGAAAUAAUGAGCCUGGGUUGUCAGUUACCAUGCUUCAAGAGCGGCUCUACAGCCGUGACUGCUCUCAAAAGUAGACUGCACAUGAACCUGACCGACGAGCAGAUGCAGCUCCUUGUCGACAGCCUCGUUGAGACCAGCAUACAUUCCAUUAGCACAAAGUUGUACGAUGGUUUUCAGUAUUUCACCAACGGAAUACUGUAGUGUAGUUGGCAAAGUAUCCCUCCAUAGACGUGAGCCUACUUGACUCACGACUUAAGUGCCUUCGAACGCUCAAUAGCGCCCUACAAGAGAAGCCUUCUCAAUCGUCGUAACUCUACAAUGUGGUCUCUAAGUGUAAUAUAACCACCAUUGUUAUCGAUAUAUACAUAUAUAUUUUUCUUUCUUUUUAGUUUUUUUUUUGUUUGUUAUUUUUGCUUGUAAUUAUUACCAAGAUAACAAUUAUGUUGUAUCAUUACAAAAAUGUUUUGGAAUAUUUCACUUUAUAUAAUUUGUGCGAACGUUUACAGGUUUGCUUAAAGGGAUUUAUUUUUUAUCCAUUAC